UGCCACCGUUGCGCAGCUAAGAAGUAACCAAGAGGCCGAGUGUUCUCAAAGUGCAGAAAGUAACAGUUAAAUUUUUGAAUAAGUGUGUUGUGGUUCUAAAAUCAUUGCAUACUUUUAGUUGCUUCGCCAAACGCAAUUAGUUUUUGUGUGUGUGUGCGUGCGUGCGUUUCAAACGUCUAUAAUUUACUGUCGUUCCGACGUCACAUUUCAAGUUAAUACGCAUCAGUGUCGUCCACAAUGCAGGCCAUGCACAAAACUGCACACAAAACCAAAUGGCUACUGCUGCUGCUCUCAAUGCUGCUGAAUGCCGCUAUACAUCCGCACGGCUUUGCAGUGAACGCCACGGACGAUGUGGUAAGCUUGUCGCCCACUGAGCUGGAGUUUAUUAUAAGCCAGUUGAUGAGCCCCAGUCCGGAAUAUCAGCUACAUGUCUCAGCCUUACGCAAUCAGCUGAAGAACAUUUUGCGUGAGCGUCAGCUGGCUGUGGGAGAGGAGCAGCAGCUGGGCGUGGGCUAUGGCGACUAUAUAGAUGAGGAUAAACGUUCGGUGGCAGCUUUAGCUGCUCAGGGCUUGCUGCACUCUGGCCCGACUGGGUCUAGUGCCAAACGUAGCUUGGCAACGCUGGCUAAGAAUGGUCAGUUGCCAACGCCCGAUCCAGAGGACUAUGUGGAGGAUGCUUCGGGUGAUCCGAGUGAGCAAAAGCGCUACAUUGGCUCACUCGCGCGUGCUGGCGGAAUAAUGACUUAUGGCAAACGAAACGUUGGCACUUUGGCGCGUGAUUUUCAGCUGCCUAACGGCAAACGGAACCUUGCCACCAUGGCCAGACUGGGAAUGCUGCAGAGUGCCCCGGGCACACAUCGCGAUCAGCCCAAGCGUAAUGUGGCAGCCGUGGCGCGAUAUAACUCCCAGCAUAUGCAGCCGCGUGCUAGUGCAGAGAAGCGUAAUUUGGGAGCUCUAAAGGGAUCUCCGGUGCAUGGGGCUCAACAGAAGCGCGAGGACGAAGAGUUAAUGCUCUCUGCACCUGAAUUUGGCGAGUCGCAAGCCAUGGCACUGCCCAUGCAAAGCUAUUGGUGGUAUCCAAGCUACGCUGGCUACGCCGAUCUAGACUGGAACGAUUACAGACGCGCUGAGAAACGAUUUCUGGAUACGUCCAAGGAUCCCGAGCUAUUUGGCAUUGAAAACGGCGACAUGCAAUCUGACGCUGAUACAGAUGCAGAUGCCAAUACUACGUCUCAGUCCGGUUACGAGGAGCAUGGGGAGCUUCAGUUACAGCCACAAAAGCGUCACAUUGGCGCUGUCUAUCGUUCCGGUUUUCUGCCGACCUAUCGCUACCUGCGCAGCCCCUCCGCCGAUGAUCUGCGCUUUGGUGGUAACGUUGGCGGCAAUGGCCGCUUCAGUCGCUCGGGACGUGCCAGGCAAUUUGUCGAGUACUUCCCCCAACACGAGCGACUGCGUCAACCAAUCGCAGCCGUUUGUAAACGCUGUUUCCUACCCAACCAACCGAUGAUGAACUGGAGUGGUGCUGGCAUACGCGGUCGUCUGCCCAAAUUCUACGUUGAUUCCAAUAAGGCCGCUGUUCGAAGCAUUGCCACCAACAGGCUUCCCGACUCCGCGGCUACACUGCGAUCCUAUCCACCAUUCCAUUCCUGGGGCACUCCGCCGCGUAUUACAGCACUGCAUCAACGCGAAUUUCGACGCACCAAUGAACCCAUGGAUAAUUAUCAAUAUUAAUUAUAUGCUAUUGACAAUAUGCUCUAUACAAUAUACGAUUAUAAUUAAAGUUAUACAAAACCUUGUAGUUCGUAGAUGUCCAAGUAAAGAGUCCUUUACAAGCAUGCGUCACACACACACCUGCAACACUCACUCGCAACUAACAGAUUGCUGGGGAUCUGGCAAGUAUAGUUGCGGGGCAAAAUCUAUAUACAUACCUACCAAUAUACAAUAUAUCGUACACAUGUACUAUAAAAAGAAAUUUGAAGAUGGAAACAGUAAUGAGGUAACUGAUAUCAGUGCAAAACGUUAAAUAUCAAAAUAAAUCAUAUCGCUCGGUUAUUAUUCUAUGUAUUUUAAAACGCAAAAGAAAAAAAUAUUAGUGCCAAUUCUGUACCUUAGAUUGAAGUCUUGAACUCUAACAGAUAUGCUCAACCGAAAUAUUCUCCUCAACUACAUUUUGUCUCAUGUUUCAAAUACAUAGUAAUCUCUACUAAGUAAAUACAUAUAUAUUGCGAAUUCUUCCUCUAUAUAUAUAUAUAUACUUCAUAUUUAUACAUACGUGUGUGGAAACGAAUUGACAAUAUUAACUUUUUAGUAGUGAAAAUAUAUGUAUAAAUAUUUUAGAAAACUAGCUUAGGUGUCGCGACAAAUUCUCAUAAUUAGAGCCGAGAGUUGAAAUAAAAUUCCAAAAACUGCGUCAAAGACAAUAAAUUUUGCGAAGGCUUCACCAAAUCAGACAAUAAAUGAAAAAUUGACAAUAAUAAAGUAUUUUCAUUUAUUAACACAAUUGUGUGUUUUUACACCUAUGUAGUUAUUUGUUUUAAUAAUAUACGUUUUUAGAAUUAUUUAAAGCAACUGAGCAUGGAAAAUGUAAAAAAAAAUCAAUAUAUAUAUAUAUAUGUAUAUGUAUGUUAACCAUAAAAAACAUAUUCAAUGUGCGUAAUUAUAAGUCUGAUGUUGUCAAUAAUUAUCUUUCAUAUUUAUUUUACUUGAAACUAAAUGUAUAACAAUUUAAAAAUAUAUACAUUGAUAUUUAAUUUGUUUAAUUAUCCCGACAGAGCAGUGGAAACUGCCCAAAUAGACAUUGUAAAAAAUAGAAGGAAACAAUGUUAUCGAAAGGCUAUAUCUAUUUACACAAUUAUAUAAAAACCCAAAAUUAAUAAAAAUAUAUACAUACCGAUUACAGGUUUGCUUCUACAUUACUGAAAUAA
Scaptodrosophila lebanonensis is the source of this 2924-nucleotide messenger RNA. It is a transcript of the gene Nplp1, whose product is annotated as neuropeptide-like 1. NCBI's taxonomy places the organism in Eukaryota, Metazoa, Arthropoda, Insecta, Diptera, Drosophilidae. The coding region runs from base 238 to 1731 and encodes 497 amino acids. The record is from RefSeq and is a predicted model, not a curated record. The transcript is spliced from 5 exons.